GUAAUUUUCUCAUUUUCUCAGACUUAUAUGGGACCAGAGGAGUAUGAAUCUAGAUAAUUAUUUUUUUGUUUAUCAACCACCAUGAAACCUUUACAAACAUGUUUAACGAGACGACAGCAACAUCAAAGGGAUGGAAAAGAGAACAGCACCUGGGUUCACCUGUCUGUAAAUAACCCUGACGUAUAGUCCACCUGGACACGUGAAUCCCUGAUGGAGUUAGUUUGCCUGCAAGACAGAGCGGAGGGUAAAAUCAAGAGGCCCAUAGGAGGACCUCAGCUGGCGUUAAUUAAAAAACAGUGACGUCCCCUGAGAGGAGAAGAAGAAGGUUUAUAGAAAACUGCCUGACGUCGCACGGCCCUCCAGCUGGAAGAGUAGCCGGUCGAUGGAGUCGUGAUCCGCGGCAGCACGGCGAUGACAUCAUGAGCCGGUGGCGACGUUCAGUGGACGAGUUGGCGGCACGGCGGCGGCAGCAUGGCGAGUGCGAGCGCGCCCAGGAGGCUCUCGGUCGGGUCACCUCGUGUUUCCAGCAGCUGGCGGUGUCACUCGGCAGCUCGGCCGACAGCAGCUUCCUGCGAGACGAGAUGGACGAGACGCGAGCACUGGCGCACCGCAUCUGCAGCGGUCUGUCCCGGCGUCUGAUGCGCCUGCUGUCUGACUGUGACUCGGAACCGUCUACGGCAGACGACAGACGGGCGUCGGAGCGGCUGUGGGUUCUCUUCCUGUCCGCAAUAGAAAACUUCCUGUUUGACCUCCACAAGGCCUGCAAUCUGAUUGGACGGUUUCCUCUGACCCAGCGCUCCAAUAGGCGCUCGUUAGUAAAUGCAGGGUGUGCCGAUGGUGUGGUCGGAGUGGCAGCUCGAGUGGCUUCAGUCCAGGUGCCGUGGCUCACCUUAGAGGAGGAGAUAUGCCCUGAUCUGACCAAUCACAUCGCAGCACUGGAGACAAUGCUGAGUGAGAUGCAACUGAGGGUUCCUGUUGCGUUCUGGUCGGUAGAGGCGACCCAGCCAGCGUGGGCUGAAGCUUGUGGUGAAUUUGAACAACCAGAUGAUACCCUAGAGGAGCUGAUGGAGGUUGAAGUGAUCUCUAACAAGGUGCCCUGCUGCCAGCCCCAGUGCUGUGGACUGGGCUGUGUCGGAUAAAGGCGAAGCAGGUGUGGUCACGAUUGACAUCGCCUGGAGUAACUAUCACUGACAAAAGGGAUGCUCACAUUUAUGCAUUAAUCAACUGUUAGAUAAAUGUCCUUGUUUUCAUUUUACUACAGCUGCUAGGUGGAAACAUUUUAUACAUUGAUCUGAUGAGAAAGUUGUCUUUUUGAGCAGUUUGGGAAAACUAAUGGGAUCAAAGACUUCAUUGUCUUCCUCAAGGUCCUUCAAGGCCUAUCUGAUGAAUUGAGCUACAGCUUUUAGAUGUAAUAUGUUCGAAAUAUCAGACCUCUAUACUAAAGACUGACUGACAAUAACUAUUGACUCAUUUUAUUCAAGCUAACAGAUGUUGAAACAAUAUGAUCUUCAGAAGGCUGACAUUCUUAAAGUACAAAUCAAACAUUGGACUAGAUCAUUUUAAUACCAGAGGUUUAAUCUGAGAAUCAACCAGUUGGACUUACGGUUCAUAAUAAAAUAGAUCCUGGAACUGUUCUUAUACUGCAUACUUUUAAAAAUACAAUAUGUAGGAAAGCCAUAGAUUAAAAGGUACCAGGUUGUUGAUAAAGAUGUCAGAAUCUACACAAACUGCUUUUGUCCAAUAAAGUCAGUCAGUAUCCAUGUGUUGUUUUAAGAACUUUAUUGAUAUACGGCGAGAUGGACAAACAUAAAAAUAUUUUACAAAACACACAAGGCAAAUAGACAGAACGGGAAGAAUAAAACGUGGAUUGCAUCAAAUCUGGAAGGUUGACUGUAGAUGGGUUUUAAAGGCUGAAACAGACAAAACAGCAGUUAGAAAUACAUCUCCCAUCAGCCCCGGCUUCCAAUCUGACCACAGGUUUGUUUUACGGUGAAACAGCUUGUGCGUCCUGGAGACGUUAGUUAAUUUUAAAACUGAUCAGCUUUAAAUAUCGAUACAGCCCAAAUAUCUGAAAUUGUUCAUUUUAGAGAGGCAAAGAAGUUUCUGUCAUCAAGCCGCAGUUUAUCAGUAUAUGGAGUAGAGGUUUCACCCUCAAUGAGAAACACCGGCCAAUAAUUAUCCUGAGCAAGAAUACAGCUGACAUAAAAGCUUCCCUCCCAAAGAGCCUGGAAAAAUGAUUUGUGCCUAAUGUCAUAGCACGAAUGACCAGAAAUAUACAAGUAAAUUACAGCAAAUGCGCCAAGAACCCUGCAGCUUCUCACCUUCUUGGUUGUCCCACAUUUCAGCAGCAGUCGUGUUUAACGGACUCUCGUUGUUUGGUUCUGAAAAAGACAUCAACAUGUCGUUUACACAAAUAUACGACAAUGCGUUUAAAAAAAAAA
This is a messenger RNA of Gasterosteus aculeatus aculeatus (three-spined stickleback), 2441 nucleotides long. Its product is annotated as regulator of G-protein signaling 9-binding protein. The record is from RefSeq and is a predicted model, not a curated record. NCBI's taxonomy places the organism in Eukaryota, Metazoa, Chordata, Actinopteri, Perciformes, Gasterosteidae.